Messenger RNA from Fusarium vanettenii 77-13-4, 2316 nucleotides. RefSeq lists its product as uncharacterized. Gene Ontology annotation, molecular function: serine-type peptidase activity; dipeptidyl-peptidase activity. Gene Ontology annotation, biological process: proteolysis. The record is from RefSeq and is a predicted model, not a curated record. Lineage: Eukaryota; Fungi; Ascomycota; Sordariomycetes; Hypocreales; Nectriaceae. Bases 1 to 2316 code for a protein of 771 amino acids. The transcript is spliced from 2 exons.
AUGCAGUCACCGAUAAUCUCGGCUGCCAUUGACCCCCCUCGCAAGCCUUAUCAGCCUGUCGGCGGUGGUGAUCGUAUCCUCACAUUCAACGAGACCAGUCCCAGUGCCAAGAUUAGGCCGUCGACCUUGAGCGUCGAGUGGUCUUCAGCCGGCAGUGAUGGCAACUACAUCGUCACCAACAGCGCUGGUGAUCUUGUUCUAGAAGACAUCGUCACUGGCAAGAGCAGCAAGUUUGUCUCUGCGGACAAGCUACCUGAGGACCUCCAUGAGAGCUGGAUCAGCAGCGAUGCUACCAAGCUUCUCAUCGCCACCAACUACACCAAGCAGUACCGCUACUCGUACUUUGCCGACUACUCCAUCCUCGAUGUCAAGUCCGGCGAGACAACACCUCUCGUUGAUGAUCAAGUCGGCGACAUUCAGUACGCAGAGUUUUCUCCCUCAGGAGACAGCGUGGCUUUUGUCCGCGGCAACAACCUCUUCAUCCGCGACGCGGAGGGAAAGAUCAGCCAGAUCACCAACGAUGGCGGUCCUGACAUGUUCCACGGCGUUCCAGACUGGGUCUAUGAGGAAGAAAUCUUUGGAGGCCGUUCCACUUUCUGGUUCUCUCCUGACUCCAAGUUCCUGGCUUUCCUGAGCUUCAACGAGACUGGCGUUGGCACCUUCACCAUCCCAUACUACAUGGAUGGCGAGAAGCUUGCGCCCGAGUACCCCCGUGAGCUGGAUCUUAGAUAUCCCAAGGUCGGAUCCACGAACCCUACUGUGGAGCUCAACAUUCUCGACCUCUCCUCAGGCGAUUACAAGCCUGUUCCCGUCAAUGCCUUUGAGCCUGAAGAGCUCAUCAUCGGUGAGGUGGCCUGGGUCACUGAUGACCACAGCGCCGUCAUCUACCGAGCCUUCAACCGUGUACAGGACAAGGAUGCCCAUGUCGUUGUUGACCCCAGCACUCUGAAGUCCAAGCAAGUUCGUGAGCGAGAUGGUACCGACGGAUGGCUCGAGCACACUCUUUCCAUCAGCUACGUCGGCCCUCUCAGUGCUUCAGGCAAGGACACCUACUACGUGGAUGUUUCUGAUGAGGAUGGCUGGAACCACAUCUACCUCUACCCUGUCAACGGUGGAGACGGCAUCCAGCUUACAUCCGGAGAGUGGGAAGUUACAACCAUCUUGAACAUCGAUACCGCCAGGAGCUUGGUCUACUUCCAAGCUGCGAAGCGUCACUCUACCGAGCGCCAUGUUUACAAGGUCUCAUGGAAGACUAAGAAGAUUACCCCUCUCGUGGACGAGACUGUUCCUGCUUAUUGGUCUGCGUCUUUUUCGUCCAACGGUGGUUACUACAUCCUCACCUAUCAGGGUCCUGAUGUUCCCUACCAGGAGCUCUAUUCUUCCAACUCUACUGCAAAGUCUCUCCGCGUCUUGGAGGACAACAAGAAGUUCUACCAGACCAUCUCAGAGUACAACCUCCCCAACAUCACCUACUUUGAGCUUGAGCAUCCAGAUGGCUACAAGAUGAACGUGAGGCAGCAACUCCCCGUCAACUUUGAUCCUUCGAAGCAAUAUCCUGUUCUCUUCACCCCAUACGGAGGCCCCAACUCGCAGCAGGUCGCCAAGUCUUUCCAAGCCUACAACUGGAGAGCGUACAUCUCUUCCGACCCCGAGCUCCAGUACAUCACCUACACAGUCGAUAACCGCGGAACCGCCCAGCGAGGUCGAAAGUACCGCUCUCUCGUGACCGCUCAACUCGGCAAGCUGGAGCCCCUCGAUCAAAUCUGGGCUGCAGAGGAGUUGAUCAAGAAGUUUGACUACAUCAACCCAGACAAGGUUGGAAUGUGGGGAUGGUCCUACGGUGGAUAUCUCACUGCCAAGACCAUUGAAGUCAACUCUGGAGUCUUCACGUUCGGCUUGAUCACAGCUCCAGUAUCUGACUGGCGCUUCUAUGACUCCAUGUACACUGAGCGAUAUAUGAAGACCCUCGACGCUAACCGUGACGGUUACCUUGAGACAGCCGUGCACAAGGUCGACGGCUUCAAGAACAUCGCUGGCGGCUUCAGUGUUCUCCAUGGCACCGGCGAUGACAACGUGCACUACCAGCACGCGGCUGCGUUGAUUGAUCUUCUCGUCGGCGAGGGUGUAUCGCCUGAGAAGAUGAAGAUGUUUGCGUUCACUGAUAGUGAUCACAGCAUCGUGUACAAUGGUGCUAGCGUGUAUAUCUACAAGUACCUUACUGCAAGGUUGUAUGAUGAGGUCAAGAGGGAGCCAAAGAACAAGUUGCUGGCUCAUCAGUGGACCAAGAGGCGGGUUGAUGGUGUGUCGAGGGCUUAA